This is a messenger RNA of Lymnaea stagnalis (great pond snail), 12513 nucleotides long. The record is from the annotation of a GenBank genome assembly. NCBI's taxonomy places the organism in Eukaryota, Metazoa, Mollusca, Gastropoda, Lymnaeidae.
UUGUCACUACCGACCCAUGUCUCACAACCAAAAGGGACCGAUAUUCACAAAAGAAACCAGCAACAAGCAAAGAGGCGACCCUCUAAUAACUGUGAAGAGUAGCAGUCACAAAAAGCAUCGCGCUCAGAACUGUUCAUAACGUGCCGCACGAGUAGAAACACGCCACAGUAUUGUCUCAAGAAGUAAAACAGUCAGUUAUUACGGUAAUGUUUUUCAUUUUAUCUUCGAGUUUAAAAUUGUUGCAGCGUUUCCAUAAUAGGAAUUAUAAACCAAUAACAGUUGUGCAUAUAACUUUACCGAUUCGGCUUAAGGUUCAAUAACGGAACUUAUAAAAUGCGACAUUAAUGUCAUGUGAUAUUUACAUUUGACGGACUGGUCAAAAAAUUUAUUUAUUUUUACUAUACUCUAGUUUUUAAUAUUUUUUUUUAUGUGUGAUCAAAUUACUGUUUAUUUUAUUUUUAUUUAAAAGUUAUUUUUAUACUUGAAAAUAAAGCAUAUUAUAUGUAUGCCUGUAAAAGUUUGUUUAUUCUAGUAUUUCAUUUAGAAUUAUAUAACUUCGCUGAUUUUCGUAAUUUCAUCAUAGUCUGUAUUCUUAUGACCAUUAGCAGCCUAACUUAUGUCUGAAAAAACGCCUAUACUUUGAUGUCUAAUUUUAUAUCAAAAAGUUCUAAUGUUAUUCACGUAUUAGCAAUGUGGUCUUCCUGUGUGCUGGCCACACGUAGAUGCUGUACCAUUUACUAUCGAUCUGUGCUGAGAUCAAACUUACAGAGGUCUUAACUGUUCUGAAAUUUAACUUUUACCAAAAGGUGAACUCAUCUCAAGUCUUCUUAUCAUAGUUUAUACUGUGCACACAUUUAACUUUUUGGAGUGUGUACUAUGCUGAAAUCUAACUGAUCAGAAAGUUCAAUGUAAUAAGAUCUUUCUUAAGAAAAGGUGAGUUGAUCCCAAAAGUCAAAAAUUAUAUUUAGUAAACUGAUACACAUUAUCAUAAAAUCCUAUACUCAAUUUUAUGAAGUUAUUUCGCCAUACACCCAACAUAACUGGCCUGCCAUAUGCAUUAUCACCACAUACCAGAGCUAAAAUUGAACUCAUUAUACAUUUAUUUAUGACACAGAACUCAAAAUUGUAUUAAACCAUUCUUAGGUGAAUAAAGCUAUGUUCUAUAGCUGCUCGAAUAUCUAAUAAUUAAAGUGUGACUAAAUCUUGACCUCCCAUCAAAAGAAAAACCCCAGAUUCCCCCUCCCCCCCCCACACACACACACACAAAUUUAUGAUCAUGUAAAAUAAAGUAAGAUAAGGUAAUAUAAGAUAAGAUAUUUUAUGAAACAAAAAAAAUGAAUAAAGCUAUGUUCUAUAGCUGCUCGAAUAUCUAAUAAUUAAAGUGUGACUAAAUCUUGACCUCCCAUCAAAAGAAAAACCCCCGAUUCCCCCUCCCCCCCCCCACACACACACACACAAAUUUAUGAUCAUGUAGAAUAAAGUAAGAUAAGGUAAUAUAAGAUAAGAUAUUUUAUGAUCCAAAGAAAUGGAAAUUAGUAUUUUUUUCAUUCACAUUAAACAUAUCUUUUUCAGAUUUGACGAUACUUGUUUGAGUUUAUCGUUUUUCAUUAAAAUUAGUCUGUAGCAAAACUUUCGACCAAUAAUUGAAUGGUAUGUAUAACUUUUGAGUUCUUGAUUACUGAGUGGUAAUUUUGAACAGAAUCUUGGCUUUUUUCUUUGAAAGGAGUUCUCUUGUAUUUUUCCAAGAUCAUGUGCAAGUAUUUGUGUCUGUAGCCAAUGCGGAUAGUUGUUUUGAACUUGCCAUUAGUUUAAUAAGUAAUGGUCGUUAAAUAUUAGUUGAUAAUAUCUAGAAGAAACGAUACACAAUUUUUUUAAAAUUUAUUUCUGGAGACUCCCGAGCCCUACGUAUUUUUAUUUGGCGUUUAAAAAGGGGGUACAAUAAACAUAUAAAUAUAUAAAAUAUCAACAUAAUAUAUUACACUUUUAACCGAUACAUUUUACAAGUUACGACUCAUUUUUUAACAAAAAUUUCUUUAUUUUCAUCUUCAAAUUUAAAUUAGUUCCCAAAUAUCCUCUAACAUAUUUAAAAAAAAAACCAAAUGGGAUUAUUUUAAUAUUAAAACUUUCAGACAUCUAUUAAAUCUUAAUAUGGUUCUACAAAAAUAAAUCUUUAUUUUCAGUCUCGUGUUUUGGUUCUUUGGCGUUACGGUCAGCGCAGCUCAUUCUUAUAUAGUGUAUUGAAAUAAUCGAAUGUUUCUCUCAUAGCAUUUUGGUUACAUUGUGUUUAAAGGCAAUAACCCUUUUUUAAAAAUCGGACUCAUGUCUGAAUGGUCGUACGUCCCCGCGCAUGAACGCUCCGUGGUGUGUCCAUCUUAUGAUUGUUUUCUUUUAACGUUCUGAUGUGAAAGUUAAGUCUCGGUCUAUUCCGACAGAAUACAAAAAUAACACAAAAAUUACCGACGAGUGAAACCUUUUCACAUCCCAAACACUUUUCUUGGACCAUUCGGGUCUCCGGAUUCAGGCAUUUCCUAUGGUCUGAAAUGCUUUUAUUCCACCCCGCAUAAUCUCAAGUACACUUCUAUCAAAAAUCACUUUGCAAAUUUACUGAUAUCUCAUUACAUAUGACCAACAACAUCGCAUUGCUACAAAUAAGUAUUUAUUUUGUUAAAAAACUUAGACUUGUUUAGUGUGGUUACACUUAACGAUGUUAUAUAUUUGUAUUUGUUUUUGUUUUUUUCUUCAGUUUGAAAUCUAGAAAAAGAUUAACUAACCCAAGUCUGAGCGCUUAAGAAAGUUUUCAUUCAACUGUUGUUGGGUUUUAGUGAUUUAAUCUCGAGUGUUGUUUUAAAGAUAACAAAGUUUACAAUGAGUAAAAACGAUAUCAAAGAGCUGAAAGAUUGGGACUGCAAAAAAAAUCCUAAACACGAAUGUUUUUUCAAAAUCGAUGAGUUUUCUAAUUCAUUUCUCCCUGAGCCUUACAGUCAAGAAGAUAAAUUCAAUGCCCUUGUCAAAUCUCUUGGUGAUAUUGUAGUAAAGAUAGCCGUGAGUGAAGUAAGUGCAGCACGACCACCUGUGGAAGAAGAUGAGCAUGAACUUGAUGGCGGGAGUGGAUACGUUACAUUUGCAAAGCUUACUGACUUCAAAACAGAAAAUUGUCCAUGUGAUUUAUGUAAAGAGAAACCAGUUGCUGUGUGGGGGGAAAUUACCGUUAGAUCUGUCGCGCAUGUUGUGUGGGACGAUGUUGAAGCCCGAAGUGCUAAAUGCAUAUUAGAUUUCAAUACUUCACAAAGUAUAGAGCUACCGGGGUAUAAAGUGUACGGUCACAACAAAGACGAUGACCUUACUGCAAUAAAAUGCUAUACACAUGACUUAAAACUUACUGAGGAACUUAAAAAUAAGAUUAAAAUGUUUGGUAGCUUGCAGGAGCAGCUGUAUUGGCUGUAUAAAUAUGUGCCCGAACGUAAUCUUGCUCUGAUUGUGUCUCACCCACAUGGGUGUUCCAAGCACGUUUCAUGUGGACGCAUCACCUCAAUUGAGGAGGAUGAAAUGACCAAUGAUGAAAAAAUUUUCUACAGGCUUCACUACGACUGCCCUACUUGCCCGGGAUGCAGCGGGGCACCGGUUUACUCGUUAAUGAGAAAAAGCAUAUGGAUAUUGCCCCCACAUAAGUUUGCCAAUCCACUUAAUGAUAAAAACGGAGGAAGCUCUUUAGUGUGGAAAAGGAGGCAAAAUCAAGUGCUCCCUAUCGAUGUGGUUACUAAUGAGGAGCUGACUGACGAAGGGGCAACGAUGAAAAGCCAUCUAAUAUAAAUCGUAAUUGUAAGGGGCUAAAUAGUCAAGGACUACCUAAUGCAGUGCUAUCAAAUCUAACACCUAAGAAGAGCUAAUGAAAAGAUAUAUAUUCAAGAGUACCAAGAGUAAAUACAGCAAGUGUUACUUUUGCAACAAACACACAUUAAGUUGACACAUAUUUAUACAUUUAUUUUAUGAUGUCUACAUUUUUAUUUAUUUAUUUAUCUUUAUUGUUUUAUUGAAAUACGUUUUAACUGUAACUUGAUUAUGUUUACUCUUUAUUUUCAAUGUAUAUAAAUGCGUUACAUUUGUACGAGGAUUAAUCAAAGGAUAUUGAGCGGUAACUUAAUGUCAACAACUUAAGCGUAAACAAAACCAUUUGCUUUUGUUGUUUCAUUUUUGUUAACUAAGAAAAAAAAUUAAUUAAUCUAUUUCAGUAGAAAAUAUAACAUUAAAGAAUCGUUGUUUCGAUGUAGAAGCGAGAGCAUGUUGUUAGAUGGAGCCAUGUAUGCUUCCAGUCAUGAUGAGGUUUUACUGGGGGCAAUGCAAUGUGUCAGUUUAAAUUAAUAGAAUUUUAAAAUGUAUAUGUAUCUUUUUUUUAGAUCUACAGUUAUUUUAUUAAAUUACUUUUUGCAACUCGUAUAAAUAUAAAUUUUUUUAAUCAGCCAUCCAUCAAAUGAACUAAUUUUUGCUAAAAUGUGUAUGCGUAGUGCUGUGAGCCCAGCCCUUGGCUGUAAUAAAACCACUUUAAUGAUAAUACCCCCAUCAUUCCCUUUUAGAUGUAUCUAAGCGUACGUCAAAAAUAUGCAGCUUUGUUUAAGAUUACUACUUUUUUUAAAAAAAUGUAGUAUACCAGAAUUAGAUAAGACUAUGACUAGUAUCAGCAAUAUUACAGUCUAUAACAAUCAAAAUGAUGAUUUCGAAUCUACGCAAAAUUAUUAUUUUUUAAAAAAAAAACUAUUUUUUUAAAGUAAUGAAACUAUUUAAAAAGGAAAGGUUUCAAUAACUCUGUUACAUUUAGUGUCGUUGCCUCUGUUAGGGUUACUUACAUGUCCUAUGACACAACACAGUAAGUGACAUGCCCUAGGGUACAUUUAGCUGCAUGGCCUUUGUUAAAGUUAGUGCCAGAGAAUAUAUUAGUGCUAUGGCUUCUGUAACACUUUGUCACUUGUCCUCUGACACAGUAAGUGACUUGCCCUAGGUUACAGUUACGUGCACGUUCUAUGUUAAAGUUAGUGCCAUGGAAUGUGUUACAAUAAGUGCUAAGUCUUCUGUAGCACUUUGUUACUUAUCCUCUGACACAGUAAGGGACUUGCCUUAGGUUACAGUUACGUGCACGUUCUAUGUUAAAGUUAGUGCCAGGGAAUGUGUUACAAUAAGUGCUAAGUCUUCUGUAGCACUUUGCUACUUAUCCUCUGAUACAGUAAGUGACUUGCCCUAGGUUACAGUUACGUGCACGUUCUAUGUUAAAGUUAGUGCCAAGGAAUAUGUUGCAGUUUGUGCUAUGGCUUCUGUGAUAUUUAGUUACACGUCCUCGGACACAGUAAGUGAUAUGCCUGCCCUGGUUUACAGUUAAGUGCAUGCCCUAUUUUAAAGUUAGUGCCAGGUAAUUUGUUAUGUCUUUUGUAACACUUAGUUACAUGUCCUCACUUACAGUAAGUGUAGUGUAUACUUGUCUUAAGAACAAAUUCAAGUGGGACUUGUCUUCAAAGCUUUUUCUUAGAAUGAUUUUUGAAACUAUAAUUAUAGCAUGUGUGUUGACCUAGUUUUUGUUUACCCCGCGUGGUGUGGAUUCCGUGGCAUGUAUCACUAUCCCUCUACCUUUUUUAAAAAUAUUUUUUCUUAAUUUUUUAUUUUGUAUAUUUAUAUCAAAUUAAUAAUUGAGUUAAAUUGAAUAUUUUUUAUAUUACUAGCUCUGACAACGUUGUUUCUUUCUAUAUGGUUUUCAGUCCUUUGUUAAGCAUUGUUCAGCUAAUAAGCCAAAACUUAAAUCCUGUCAUAUUUUAUACAAUCUGUAUGAUUGUGCCAUGUUGUUUUGUUUUUUUUAAUUUAUAGUUUGGAAAAAAAAUAUAUAGCAAGUGUUGAAAAUAAACUCCGAAAAUGAUGUUCAAUUCCAAAUGGUAGUAUUUGAGACAUAAUGAAAAAUUGAAACACUACUCUUGGGUGAAAACAUUUUCAUUGUUAAAUAAUUGCACUGUGUACUGUUACAGCAUGCGUUGCAACACUACAUCAUGUGUGAUCCUAUUUUGGGGUCCCGAACCAUGAGCCAAUGAAUGACACUUUUUUUUUUAGUGAGACGUUGACGUGUCCUUCACUUGAAUUAUUUUACUUAUACAACUUGUCCCUUGCCUUACCUCCGGAAUAACAAUACAAGGGUUCAAGUUUGCAGACAUAAUUUUCCUAACUGUGAUUGUUUGGGCCAUAUCAGAGAAUCUGAAAAUGCUAAAUCAAGAAGUCCUAGAGUUUGUUUACGUUAAGAGUUUGACAGGGAUACAAACCAAAAGAUCAACUUAAACACACACUUACUCUGAAAAUUAAAAUAUUUUCAUGUACGGAAAAUGCGUUUCAAACAAAAAAAUUAAUUGUUGAAACAUUCGAAAUACUUCAGUUAUCCUGCACCGAAUAAAAAUAUCUUUCUCAAUCCUGUUACCGGAUAUCGGAAAAAUUAUAUAAUUUUUUUUAGAAAUGUUUUGGCGAUUGCACGUUCAUACAAGUCGAAAUGCAUAGUCAGCUCUCUGUAUUAUACGAAGCAGUCAGCGCUUAGUCUCAUCUGAUAACCUCGUGUCAAUACAUAUAUAAUCUUUAUGAGCUUAGGUUAUAGAUUUUUAUGUAUUCUUAUUUACGUUUUCAAAUGUAAUGUUUGUUGGCUCAGCAAGACAAUUUGCCCGACACACUCGUUGCAUUGUUUGUGUUGUAUUCACAAGCCUAUGCAUACUCGGCGUUGUGUGUGUGAUUAUUUGAAAUAUUGAUCGCCGGUUUCGCACAGUGGACUUCAAGCCGUAGGUCUUACUGCAAGCCUCGUCUUGCAGUGGGUUGCAAUGUACUGUUAUUUAUACUCGGAACAACUUGAGAUGUUGAUUUUAUUUUAUUUGAAUAAGCCCCAGCAGUGCUUAUAUUGAUGGGGUCCGUGUGAUUUAAAAUAACGAUAAUUCAUUUAGAUGUUUCAAAAAUCAAAGUCUAUCUUAUUUAUGUGCACCUGCAUUUUAUGAACAAAUUGCAGACAGCAUGUGGGGUCUGAGUGCUGCCUCGGUUGAUUCUUAGUUAUGCCUCGUUUGAAUUAUUAGAACUGUCUUAGGAUAGCAUGACUGCUGCCUCAGUGAAAUAUUAUUAGUGCCUUGGUAAAGUAUGGAUAUUGCCUUAGUGAAUUAUGGGUAUUGCUUAGUGAAGUAAGAUUACUACCUCUGUGAAGUCUCAGUGCUGUGUCAGUGAAAUCUGGGUCCUUGCCUAAAAGGGCUUAAAGUUUUUAUAUGGCGUAGCCCCUUUAAAAGUAAAUAACAUAUCAGUUCAGGAUAUAUAUGUAGUGUUCAUGAUAAUAUUCCUGAAUAUAGAAGCAAGGUAUAUCACAAACUUUAUUGAUACACAUUACAUCAACAAUUUGUAAGUUUUUGGAUCAUUUUCUUCCCGUGGCUCUAAACAACCCGAAAAGGAAAUUUUAUCUGUUUUACAUUCUUAAUUAUAGAAGCGUUGGAAUGUCUUCAUUUAACAAGGUUGUUAACAGAUUUAACAUAUUGAAGAAGAGAGCAGAGGAUGGACCAACAAACUUUUCUGAUGUUUUGUUGUUGGCACAAUCAUUGCCAGAAUACAUUGUUGCUCCAUCAACCUAUCCAUCCGAAGCACUUAUUAUGAAACCCAGCGCAAUUUCUACCUCUGUUUCAAAUGUCUGGUCCACUGUUUCCCUUCAUGGGGCCCAAGCCACACACUGGGACAAUUUGAUUAUUUAGAGGGGCAGUUCGAAGAAUGAGCCGUCUACCCUUUGAAAACGAACCAUCUACUAUGAUUUAACUUGUAUUUUAAAAAAAGAGCUCAAAAAGUCUCAAUUUAAAAUAAGCGUUCAUUAUAAGUGUUGUAAAACUCAAUUAAGUUUCUUUAGUGAACAAACCUAUUUUUCAAUAUAUAAAAAAGUAUGUAUAUGAUACAUGUGGGAUAAAAAUUUUAGAAAGACUUAGGUGGGCAUGGCACAAAAAGGUUGGGAAAUACUGGUCUAGUCUGUCAGAGAAAAAGGCUAAUGGCUUCAACUUCUGACUCAAGUACCAUGGGUGACGACUAGUUUCACUACAUCCGAAUCUUGACAAAUCAUUUGAAGUGGACUUGUAAUUUGCAGCGAUAAUUUUGAUAUUAUUUAAUCGAAUCGAACAUUAGAAGUAUCUAGACAUGUCACCAGAAUUAUCUGGACAUUUGAUCAGAUGUCUCUGGACAUUUCAUUGGAGGAAUUUCGACAUGUCAUCAGAAGUAUAAGUACGUGUCAUCAGAAGAAUUUGGACAUGUCAUCAUAAGUAUCUGGACAAGUCAUGAGAAGUAUCUGGACAUGUCAUCAGAAGUUUCAGGACACGUCAUCAGAAAUCUGAAAAUGUCAUCCAGUGCUUAACACAUAAUAACUAAACUCAGAGGCUGAAUUCUUGACAAGUCUUCUUCUCCUUGUCAGCCAGUUGCAACUGGUCUCGAAACGUGUAGCUGUUCAGCUCAUAGAGCAGCUUUGACAUCCAACGGCCGAGGUGGUAGGCACCAGGAGCGCGAAAUCUAAUACCAGUUGGAGGUUCUUUUCCUAAGAAAAUAAGUGUAAGCUCCAAAAGCUCAAGACAAUCAUCUCGUGGUAGAGUUUCGGGCGCGUUUUUUACAGCACUCCUAGUACAAGCUCAAUUUGCUUCAUUUUUAAGCACCAACAGAUCUCCAUUAAAAAAUUAGCCAGACGCCGUCACAAGUUUCAUACUUUGACUUGUCGCUUAAAAAUCAAUCCAUUGGGACCUGAUGUUGAAUGUUUUGAAUAUAUCUCCUCAAAAUAAUUUCUAUAAUUUUAUAUGAGCGUGGAAACCGUGGUAGCAUCUUGUUCUGGUUAUUUAGUAAAAAAUGUAAGCACCAUGCAGCCGUCCUGUAUUGGCAGAUGUUUGUUUGAAAUGAACACAACGACCACUUUAUUUUGCAGUUCCCACUGGGUGAUGGUUUUUUUUUUUUUAUAAAAGUGAUUUACAAUAUACCGUGAGACAGGUCACUUUCAUUUGCGUUAUUGCUACACAAUCAUAUUUCUCACGAAAAAUGUACACCCCAAUUACUGUUUGCCACAGCACACCAUUUUAAUUAUGAUUGCUAGGGGGAAAAACAAUUUAUUCUCAUACUAAGAAUGGCGCUAAUCUUAGAGGACGGUGAGGCAUUACUAAGUGAAUUGCAAUUCAUUUUGCAGCACUUCUACAUGAAAAGGAAACAAAAUGGAAACUGAAGUUCGUUUGAAUUAUUGUCAAUCUUUCACUCUAUAUUGUGAGCUCUGGCCAGGGAAAGGUAGUGUGGAGGGGAUGGUCAACCCAGGACAGAAUUUCCUUCAAUAUAUCCAGGGGCGGCAUCUUCAGCCAAAUACAGAGUUUUUUUUUUUGUUGUUGUGAUGGAACGGCAAAAAAAAUAUAUAUAUAUACAAUGGCCGUCUCGGGGUUGAACUAAACUUAGCAAUGUCACUGGCUGUGAGCCACCUUGUUAUUCAUGGGUUAUACUCAAACAUUAAGUCCUGAAGACGAUGCAACCAAAAGAAUAAUAAAAAAUGGGGGCUGAAUUUUUUUGCCAAGCCUAUUUAAAAAAAAAGAAAUUAAUGAUAUUAUUUUUUUUUUUUUCAUUAUCUUUUUUUUUUUUUAAAGAACUGGCCCGAAAGUCGACGUGAAGAAAAGUCUGAGGUCAAGGACAACGCAGUUACUGUCAAUGUGGGGAAUGUUUGGUGGACUACCAACAAAAUUUUUUAAAAAAGUAAGCUGAAAAAAUAUAGGUUUAAAAUAAUUUUAUGAAUUAUUACAUUUAAAAUUAUUUUACGAAUUUAUAAUUAAGUGGUUGCACGUGUAAUUGUUGUGACACGAACUGACCGUCUGUUCGACAGAUGCUGAAUUGGUCGUUUGUCUGACAGAAGCCUACCUGACCAUUUGUCUAACAGACGCCUAACUGGUCAUCUGUCGAACAGAGGCCGAAGUGAAAUGAACGUUUGCCUAACAGCUGCCCAAAUGCAUAACUAUUCAAAUUAAAGCACUGUAUAAAUAUAUAUAAUAGCUACACAUGAAGUUCUAAGCAUCAGGAAAUGUUUGAAAAUGUUAACUUUAAGUUCAUUGUAUAAACAUUCACUUCACACCCUUCUCAUUUUCCCUAAUGGGAUAGAAGGUAAAUGUAUCCUCUUACAAUGAUAAUGAAUUAACCCUCAUGAAUAGUGACGGAUGAAAAAAAAAAAGAUAAUUGACACAGAAUGUAAAUAAUAACUACUAAUCAAAUUUAGUGUCGUUGUUAACAGUUGCAGUUUUUAUUUGAUGACGUAAUGCUGUAGUCAUGUAAUAUGUUUGGUCACACCAACCCCCAACAACCCACCUCCAUUUUGAUUUUUUUUAAAAUCAAAUUCCACGUCAGCAAUGGUAACACAUUUCUAAAUUGUUUUAGGUAUACGAAUUCGUGAGGAUCACAAAUAGUGAGGAUCCCUUUAAAGGUAAAUAGAAUGGAAUAACACAAUUAUUAAAUUAGAAUAAAUAAAUAAAUAAAUAAAUCUGGUUAUGUUUAAUUUUUUUUUAUCUCAAAUACCAGUUAAAUUCCUAUAUACAUUAAGUACAUUUUGUUAGAAAUGAAAUUAUAUUUUACCAUCCAGUGUUUAAUCUUUAAUUCAUUUGAUGAGCUCUAACAUUUUUAAACUGAAGUAACAUUAAUGUUUUGUUGUUGUUCUUUUCCUUCUCUCCUUAAACCCUCGCCUAUAAUGUGGCAUGAAUCCUUUUCUUUUUCAAAAAGGACCAGAUGAACGGCUAAGAAAUGAGCCAUGCGAAAAGAAUCCUCGACAUAAACGUUUUCAUAGAUUUAAGCCUUUUCGGCACAUAAUAUUACCCCACCCUUAUAACCACGACAAUCAGUUUGGGCCCUUAAUUAAAGGCAUCGGAUAUCUGGUAGUAAAGGUGCAUGUAAGAAUACCGGAAACCCAUAAAAUUAGUCUCGGGUCUGGUAAGAUCGUGUUCUCAAGAGUGAAAUCCGGAACAUUAUCCCGGUGCUGUCCCUGCGAGACAUGCCAACACGAAAAGGAGAAGAGCGUGAAAGGGAAUUUAAAAAGGGAAGAUCAAAAACAAAAAACUCAAUGGGGAGAAAUACACGUAGUUACGGCGUACCAUGUCGUCGGCAGUAAUAAGGAUGUUAAAAAAACAACGUGUCUUUUAAACUAUGAUGACGAGGCACACAGCAAACCAAUUGAACUGGAUGGUUUAAAAAUCAACAGGUGGUCGAAAGACCGCGACAUGUGCGAGUUUAUUUGCAUUUCUCACGAUAUGGAUCUUGUAAAGGGCCUGAGGAAGAAAAUUUAUUUUUUGAAAGGGCGCCACGAAAAGGUUUACAGGGAUUAUAGAUAUUCAGCCGAGAGAAAUCUGUGCGUGAUCGUGUCUCAUCCACACGGAUGUGCAAAGCACGUCACGUGUGGAGAACUUUUGAAUACUGUACCUGUCCAACGAGGAGAAUUUAAUUUUACCACACUUUGUUACAACACACACACGUGUGGUGGAAGCAGUGGGGCUCCUGUUUACAGAGUCAACAAAAGAAGCGUCUGGUACCUCCAUCCUCACAGGGGGGAGAAGGACGGAGCCAGUAACUGGAGUGGUUCAGUAUAUGAAUAAAUUAUCUAAGGGGAACAACCCUUAGGUUGAGAAUAACACCGGUUGCAAUUAAUAUCAACAGCUAAUAAUAUCUUUCACGUGGGAUCGAGUGUAUUUUUUUUUUUUUGGUGAACAAUUAUUAACCCCAUCCCGACCUCAUUAGAAGAUCUUUUUUUUUUUUUAAAUUAAAAGAGGUCCCAAUGUUUUUUGAUUUUUACUGUUGGUUUCGUUGCCUGUUCAAGCUUCACAAUUUAUUGUUUAGGGGAUGAACAUCAAAGUGGGGAAAUUAUUACUUGUUUUGCAAUAAAUGACAAACUAUAACACACUGUAAUUCUUUAAAUUUAUGUUUUCUUACUUUAUCUGGAAAAAAUUUUUUUUCACUUUAUCGGAGGCUAAAAAAAUGCACCCCCCACCCCCUCCCUUUUCAAACUGAACCACCCACAUAAUCCUCAAAUCGCCCCAAAACCCGUGUGGUGUACGCCUCAAGUUAUGAAGCGCUGUGCUAAAUAAACGUACCACAUUUUGGUGGAGUUCAUUGAUUUAUUUUUCAUUUCACAUUACCCUCAAAGAAAUGGUUCAUUGCGUAUUAUUUAUUACUCGCAAAAGAGAUUUAGAAGCGUAUGUCCAUUUCUUCUUCCCUUUUAAUUAUAUUAAACACAUGACAAACACUUGAUUAGGGACAUGAGAAACCCAUAAAGAAACUCAAUGAUAAUCACAAUUAUACACAAAUGAUAAACACAACUUCUGAUACAUAUAUUUAUCUUUUUAUUAUUAUCCAUGAAUUUAAUAUACUAAAAAAAAAAUUCCUUGAUUGAAUUUAAGGAAUAAGUAGUUUAUUGUUUAAUUUAUCAAUAGAUUUGUUUAUUAGGCCUAAAUAUAAAUAUUUUUUUGUGAAAUGUUGGAUUUUUUUUUUAAAUUGGAG